AGUCAGCAACUCAGCACACACACAUUAUUGUGGGAUCUUGCAAAAUAUGGGGUCAUGGUUAGCAAGAUCAAGAAAUAUUCAAUAUUUGCUCAAGAGAAACAUUUGUUUAUUUGAUAAGAAGUGUUCAUCAACUCACUCUUUCUUACAUACAAAUUCUUCUUACAAAACCUUGCCUACUUGCAAAACCCCUCAUGGAUUCUGCGCCUCCGUUUUGUCGUUUCGACGGUCGGAAUCUUCCAUGGUCGGAAAACAAGCUCAAGCUGAUGAUGAUGAGGAUGUUGAUGAUGGAAAUCAGAGCAUAGAAUUUCCUGGUGGAAGAGUUGGAUUCACUACUCAAAUGGAAUUCAUUUCAGAAGUUACUGACAAAAGAGUGCCUUGUUAUCGUCUUCUUGAUGAUGAUGGCUUUCUCAUUUCAGGCACUACAUUUGAGCAGCUGGACAAAGAAACGGCGGUGAGGAUGUACGAAAAAAUGGUGAGUCUUCAAAUAAUGGAUACAAUCUUCUACGAAGCGCAACGACAAGGCAGGCUGUCGUUUUACUUGACCUCAACAGGAGAGGAGGCCAUCAACAUUGCAACAGCUGCUGCUCUCUCGCCUGAUGACAUUAUAUUGCCACAGUAUCGGGAGCCCGGGAUUCUGCUAUGGCGCGGUUUCAGCAUGGAAGAGUUUGCGAGCCAAUGCUUUGGGACUAAAGAUGGUCAUGGGAAAGGCAGGCAGAUGCCAAUACAUUAUGGCUCUAAGAGCCACAAUUUCUUCACUGUUUCCUCACCAAUCGCGACGCAGCUGCCUCAAGCUGCGGGCGUCGCUUACUCUCUUAAGAUGGACGGGAAGGAAGCAUGCGCGGUUGCUUUCACCGGGGAUGGUGGCACCAGCGAGGGAGAUUUUCAUGCUGCAAUGAAUUUUGCAGCAGUGAUGGAAGCACCUGUGUUGUUUAUAUGCCGCAACAAUGGAUGGGCUAUAAGCACCCCAAUUUCACAGCAGUUUAGAAGCGAUGGUGUGGUUGUGAAGGGGCAGGCGUAUGGAAUUCGGAGCAUUCGUGUCGACGGGAACGAUGCUCUCGCUGUUUAUAGUGCGAUACGUGCAGCUCGGGAGAUGGUUGUGCAUGAACAGAAGCCCGUGCUAGUCGAGGCACUUACAUAUCGAGUAGGGCACCAUUCGACAUCAGACGAUUCUACCAAAUACCGACCAGUGAGCGAGAUUGAGCAAUGGAAAAGUAUCGGGAAUCCAAUGACCAGAUUUAGGAACUGGGUUAAAGCAAAUGGUUGGUGGACAGACGAGCGGGAAAUCGAGCUUCGUGUGGCCAUCCGGAAACAAGUGUUGAAGGCCAUUCAAGUCGCGGAAAAAACACAGAAACCGUCUCUUGAAGAUUUGUUCAGCGAUGUGUAUGACAAGCUUCCCUCAAAUUUGCAAGAACAAGAGAGAUCUCUGAGAGAAACCAUCAACAAUUAUAAACAAGAUUUCCCAACUGAUGUGCCUCUCUAAGUUCCUUAUUCACAAUAUACAAUGAUGUGCAGAGAUGAGACUGGAAUUAGUAAAUGCAUUAUUGGAGUUGUAACAAUCAAAUUCUCAAUGUAUUGAUUCAAAGAGAAACAUCUAAUAAACUUU
Salvia splendens (bonfire salvia) is the source of this 1603-nucleotide messenger RNA. Its product is annotated as 2-oxoisovalerate dehydrogenase subunit alpha 1, mitochondrial. The transcript has 9 exons. Gene Ontology annotation, biological process: branched-chain amino acid catabolic process. Bases 47 to 1480 code for a protein of 477 amino acids. NCBI's taxonomy places the organism in Eukaryota, Viridiplantae, Streptophyta, Magnoliopsida, Lamiales, Lamiaceae. Gene Ontology annotation, molecular function: oxidoreductase activity, acting on the aldehyde or oxo group of donors, disulfide as acceptor. Gene Ontology annotation, cellular component: oxoglutarate dehydrogenase complex. The record is from RefSeq and is a predicted model, not a curated record.